AUGUCAUCUCAAACCCGAGUCAAUGUCGUUUUCGGCGCCAUGACAUUCGGCGCGGCGGGUCAAGAACAAGCGCGAGUGCACGAUCUGCAGGACCAGCAAGCCAUUCUCGACGUCUUCGCAAAGCACGGACACAAGGAGGUGGACACUGCGCGCGUGUAUGGCAACGGCACCAGCGAGGAGAACCUGGGUCGAUUGAAGGCUUCUUCCCAUUUUCAAAUCGCUACAAAAAACUUUCCUUCCAGACGUCGACCCUUGCACAAGGAUGGCGCAGCUUAUGACCACACGGCGCCAGAGGUGUGAGCGCAGCAGUCGCGGAGCAGCAAGUCAAAGUUGUGCCAGCGGGGCAGUCACGUGAAUGCUGACAGGCCAUACCUCUCCUCUGACACCCCACCCAUUUGAUUCAGCCAUCGUUGCCUGGCAGACUCGCUCAAAGCUCUUCAAACAGAUAGUGUCGACCUAUACUACCUGCACAGUCCAGACCGCGAUGUACCCUUUGCCGAGACGCUAGGUGCGUUGAACGAAGAGUACAAAGCGGGCAAAUUCAAAAGGCUCGGCAUCUCCAACUACACUGCGCAAGAGGUCGAGGAGAUCAUUGCCAUUUGCGAAAAGAAUGGGUUCGUCAAGCCCAGCGUGUACCAGGUGAGUGAUGGGCCUCGCAUGUGUACCCUUGCUGACGUGUGAAGAACGCUUCAAACUGACUCUCUAUUUGUAUUCGUAGGGCAUUUACAACUCUGUUGUUCGUUCGCCAGAGCAGCCGCUAUUCCCUGUUUUGCGAAAGCAUGGUAUUGCCUGUGAGUAGAUCGUGGCAGCUACCAACGCACAAUUUGAUUGUGACAAGCAUGAGCGCCCAUCGCUUUGAUGUUGUACAGUCUACGCUUUCAAUCCACUGGGCGGUGGCCUCUACACUGGAAACCUGAAGUGGGAGGACAGCGAUGACAAAGAGAGUCAGGAGCACAAGAUCGAAAAGGGGUCUCGCUUCGAUGCCAACACCAAGCAGGGAGAGAUGUACCGGAAGCGAUACUUCAAGAAGCCCUUCUUUGAUGCGUUGGAAGUUCUGCGACCCGCCGCGGACAAGCACAACUUUUCCUUGGCCGAGGUGGCCCUGCGCUGGAUGCAGCAUCACUCCAAGCUGACGCCCGACCAUGGAGACGCAAUGUGAGUCCAGAUCGAUGCUGAUGUUCGUCCUUCAGACGCAGGGACCCGUGCUGACCUGGCUUGUCGCUCGCUCGACAUGCACCUCCAGCAUCAUCGGCGCGUCCAGCUUGAAGCACAUCGAGCAGAAUCUGCUCGACUUUGAGAAGGGUCCUCUUCCUCAAGAUGUGCUGGACGCCGUAGAAAAGGCAAACCAGCUCGUGUCUGAAGUUACUCCUCCAUACCACCACUAA
Ceraceosorus bombacis is the source of this 1385-nucleotide messenger RNA. Lineage: Eukaryota; Fungi; Basidiomycota; Exobasidiomycetes; Ceraceosorales; Ceraceosoraceae. The record is from the annotation of a GenBank genome assembly.